AUGGACCACCACCACCACGAUCAUGGCACCCCUGACGUCGGUGACAGUCCCAGCGACGCUUUCUGCGUGGGCCCUGGCUGGGUGAUGAUGUCCGGCUUUCAGCUGGCCGUUGGCAGCACCCAGCCCUGCGUGCUCUUUUUGUUCCCAGGAUGGGUUCUCGACAGCGAGGCCCGAUAUUUCGCAGGCUGCUUCGGCGCAUUCAUCAUUCCCGUGGCGAUCGUCGUGUUGCAGACGGCCCGUGACGCGGUGGUCGAAAAGGCAGCCUCAAAAGAGAAGGGGGCGGGUCUCCUCUAUGAUGCCCUCGCCGCAUUCCUUUUCGGCCUUCAGAUGUGCCUGGCGUACUCGGUGAUGCUUUUGACCAUGUUGUACGAGGCAGUUCUCUUCUUGUGCAUCAUCGCAGGCUUCGUGACUUCCUUCUUCAUACUGCGCCGCAUCAAGCGCCGUAGCCCGGUCCCCGAGAAGUCGAGCCUUGAUGGUGCACCUUGCUGCUCACCGACGGAAGCCAGCCAGCCCUAG
This is a messenger RNA of Symbiodinium sp. CCMP2456, 516 nucleotides long. NCBI's taxonomy places the organism in Eukaryota, Dinophyceae, Suessiales, Symbiodiniaceae. The record is from the annotation of a GenBank genome assembly.